Molecule: messenger RNA, 486 nt
Organism: Cebus imitator (Panamanian white-faced capuchin)
Lineage: Eukaryota; Metazoa; Chordata; Mammalia; Primates; Cebidae
Product: 60S ribosomal protein L39-like
Exons: 1
Coding region: 143-298 (51 amino acids)
Biological process (GO): translation
Cellular component (GO): cytosolic large ribosomal subunit; ribosome
Molecular function (GO): structural constituent of ribosome
Source: RefSeq, a predicted model, not a curated record
CAGGAGGCGGAGGUUGCGGUGAGCCGAGAUCGCGCCAUUGCACUCCCGCCUAGGUGACAAGAGUGAAACUCCGUCUCAAAAAAAAAGCAAAAAAAAAUCCUUUCUCCGCCGUCGUGGUGUGUGCUUUACUCUGAUUCUCACCAUGUCUUCUCACAAGACUUUCAAGAUUAAGCGAUUCCUGGCCAAGAAACAAAAGCAAAAUCGUCCCAUUCCCCAGUGGUUUCGGAUGAAAACUGGUAAUAAAAUCAGGUACAACUCCAAAAGGAGACAUUGGAGAAGAACCAAGCUUGGUCUGUAAGAAAUUACACAUGUGAUGGCACACAUAUUUAUGCUGUCUGAAGGUCACAGUCGUGUUACCAAAUCAAGCUGAAAAAAUGUCACCGCCAUCUGGAGAAGUUUGAACAGCUUCCUUUCUAUAUCUGUUAUGAAGGCAUUAGUUAGUACAAUGCACAGUGCUUCCAUUAUUCAUGUUAAAAAAAAAAAAAA